Harpegnathos saltator (Jerdon's jumping ant) is the source of this 1166-nucleotide messenger RNA. It is a transcript of the gene Ubc10, whose product is annotated as ubiquitin conjugating enzyme 10. The transcript is spliced from 4 exons. NCBI's taxonomy places the organism in Eukaryota, Metazoa, Arthropoda, Insecta, Hymenoptera, Formicidae. The record is from RefSeq and is a predicted model, not a curated record. Bases 194 to 619 code for a protein of 141 amino acids.
GGAUGGCGGUCGGGAGGAAUCUCUCGCAUACAGUCAUUACGCUCUUCAUCGCUGACACCGGACCCCUCGAUCAUCACUCAUAACUGAUGCCGACAAUCCCGUCAUCAUUUGAUUUCCGAAGCCCAAUUCACAUUUCAUACGAAUAAUCUGGUGUUGGUGUACGGACGAGCUGGGCGACCUGAGAGCGUCGGCGAUGAAAAACUUCACAAAUAUUCAAGUAGACGAAUCUAAUAUUCUCACCUGGCAGGGCCUGAUAUUGCCGGACAACCCACCAUAUAACAAAGGUGCAUUUCGCAUCGAAAUCAACUUUCCUGCAGAAUAUCCUUUCAAACCACCAAGGAUAAAUUUCAAAACCAAGAUAUAUCAUCCAAAUGUGGACGAAAAAGGUCAGAUAUGCUUACCAAUUAUAAGUGCUGAAAAUUGGAAACCUGCGACGAAAACAGACCAAGUGAUCCAAGCUUUGAUAGCAUUAGUGAAUGAUCCUGAGCCUGAGCAUCCGCUGAGAGCAGAUUUAGCUGAGGAAUUCCUCAAAGAUAGAAAAAAGUUUUUGAAGAAUGCUGAGGAAUUUACGAAAAAGCAUGCCGAGAAGAGGCGGGAAUCAUCGUCGUCUAACGAAUAACCCCGAGUGAUUAGCUUUACUCACCACGAUGCCUGCCGCCCGUCAACUGAUUCAAACUCAAGCCAAUGUAUACCUGUCUGUUAAUCCCUGUGAAUCUCAUAGAUUCAAUUGAAUCUCAUAGAUUCAAGUUAAGAUGACUCUGUACAGUAUUGGUUAACACCGAUGAAUAUGAAUAUGAAAAUAUACGCAAAUUGUAAUGUUUAUAAUAAGAUGGAACGGACUUUCCAGAGUACAGUAAAUUAUGAUAAAUAACUGUAUCAUAUUGUAUACAAUUUAUACUUGAAGUCAUGCUAUGCAGUUAUACUUUGGUUUAACGUAUCGAAGGUUCGUUACAUUCCAGCUUGAUUAUGUAGGAAUGUACACGAUGAUGAAAAAUGGUUCAACAUAGAGCCGUUACGUUUAUCAGAUGUAGCAGUAUGUAUUAAAGGAACAUAAUUUCCAAUGUCGUUUAAGGUGUUAAUUUAUUGUCGCAUUUCGAAUUUAUAUAGUCACCGCUUUAUAACUGUUAAUAAUCUUAAGAUUAUGACUAAUAAAUGAUGAACAAUGA